This is a messenger RNA of Oncorhynchus kisutch (coho salmon), 1927 nucleotides long. RefSeq names its product zinc finger protein 277 (gene znf277). The record is from RefSeq and is a predicted model, not a curated record. Bases 243 to 1568 code for a protein of 441 amino acids. Lineage: Eukaryota; Metazoa; Chordata; Actinopteri; Salmoniformes; Salmonidae. The transcript is spliced from 12 exons.
GGGAGAGGAGAGGGAUGUGGAAGCGCGAAUGAGCAAGGCGGGGGCUAAGGAAAUUAUAUGGGCACUGGUGGUGCAGAGCUGGCAGGAGCAGUGGAACAGCAACACUAAGGACAGGCAUCUAUUCCCUGUUCAGAAGAAACGUAGCUGGCAGGUAGGAUUCAGUGCCUCCCAGUACAGUGGGUGGCGCUAAUGCACCAUAACGUUGGAUGCCAACUACUGUAUUGACCACGUGACAUUUGAAGAUGGCUGCCUGCGUGGAGAAAAAAAUAAAUUCAGAUGAACAGGAGUGGAUACUGGAGCCUCUGUGUUUCCCUGAGCAGCCAGCUACAGACAUCGGCACCAACUCAUCCUCUCAUCAUGACAUGGAGGUGGUGACCUGUGUGCUCUGCUCUCACUCCGCCCCUUUGUCAGAGAAGGACCGCCUCCUAAAGCACCUAGUACUGGUGCACAAGCUGGUCAUCGCUGAUGUCAAACUCAUCGCUGACUUUCCUAAAUACAUGGAAUACUGGAAGAACAGAAUCUCUGAGCAACCCAUCACAGAUUUCUGCAGUGUGAUCAAGACUAACUCGCAGGGCCCUGUUGAAAAACAGGAGCACUACUUCCUUUUGUGCGAUGUCCUGCCAGAGGACAGGGUCCUCAGAGAACAUCUCCAACAGAAACGACUGGAGGAGAUCCUGGAGCAGCAGCAGAGGGAGAGGGAUGACGACAGCUUCCAGCGCAUCUGCAUGUUCUGCAAUGACGAGUUCAAUGGGAACAGGUCGUCACUGCUCAACCACAUGGCCAGGGAGCACUCGUUCAACGUGGGACUGCCUGACAACAUAGUGUACUGCGUAGAGUUCCUUGACCACCUACAGAGCAAACUGGAUAAUCUGCAGUGCCUGUAUUGUGAGAAAACAUUCAGAGACAAGACGACACUGAAGGAUCACAUGAGAAAGAAACAGCACCGCAGAAUCAAUGGCAACAACAGCGAGUAUGACUGCUUCUACAUUAUCAACUACCUGGAGCUGGGGAAAACAUGGGAAGAGGUCCAAUCUGAGGAUGAUCGGGAGAUGGAGGAUGAAGAUGAUGAUUGGUCAGACUGGCAGGCUCACCCAGUGUGUGCUGUGUGCCUGUUCUGUGAGCAGCAGUCAGAGAGCAUGGAGAAGAUCUACACACACAUGGAGGAAACACACGGAUUUGAUCUGCACAAGUUGAAGACCGAACUCAAUCUGCGGUUCUACCAGCAGGUCAAACUGGUAAACUACAUCAGACGAGAGAUCCACCAGUGCCGUUGCUACGGUUGCCAGGAAAAGUUUGGGUCCAAACCUGAGGUUAUACGUCAUGUAAUGGAGGCAGGUCACGUGAUGCAGCUACCAGAGACGUCAACCUGGGACCAACCACAGUAUUACUUCCCCACCUAUGAGAACGACGCCCUCCUCUGUGCCUUGUCGGACAGUGACAGUGAAUCGGAACACACAGGCCCUUGGAGAGACGUCCCUGUCAUAGCUGAGGACAUCUCUAACCUGAAAGUCCUGAAGCAGACCAGCGUCCUCAGCCACCUUCUGAAGAACACAGACAGCUCUAGUUAAAAAGCUGUAUGGAUGGACCAAUGAUGUUAUAAACUCAGUGGAGGAUGCUCAGAGGAGAACGGCUCAUAGAGGGACACAGUGCUUCGCUGUAUCUCCAACAAGACGGUGAUGCCCAUCAGACACUGUGCACUUAGCAGACCGGCACACAUGUGCAGAAAUGAACAUGGCCUGUUUCACAAGAAUUUCCUGAGCCUGGACUACAUUUAUGUAUGAUUUAAUGUCAUACUUGGUACAAAUCACCAUGUACAACAUACCUGCAGGUGGAUUUGUUUCAUAUAGUAUGAUUGCUGACAAACGUGACCUCACUGCAGAGAUGUGACAAUUCCUAAAUGUAAAUAAACAUUAUGAAUAUACUAUAA